Molecule: messenger RNA, 2324 nt
Organism: Gigantopelta aegis
Lineage: Eukaryota; Metazoa; Mollusca; Gastropoda; Neomphalida; Peltospiridae
Source: RefSeq, a predicted model, not a curated record
GGAAAAUACAAGUUAGAAAAAACAAACCUCACCAACAAAAACAAAACAAACAUUGAUUGAUUGAAUGAUUAAUGAUGUUGAUAACUGCUUGAUUUACUGGAAACUGGAAAUGAUCAGGAUUAGAUAAUGGCAAACUGCUGAUGGGUGAACUUUCAAGUGGACCCCGAACGACAAAAUUAACUUGUCAGUGUUACCCUCCAUGAUGCCAUAUAUGUCAAAUUAUUUUAGUUAGUGAGGAUAAAGCAAAAGAUUAUUCUGUUUCCAUGACUUUACCUCAUGUUAUUCAUUCUGAAAGUUAUUAAAUAGCACACUUGUGCCAUCAGUAAACAAGAUGGCAAGGGCAGUUUUGUUGAAACGUCUGGUUAUUUCAGUGUGCAGACAGCUUUUGUUUCGACAUAUUCCAAGAUUAUUGUCGUCCUGGAAGCAUAUGAUUAUUUCAUGUUUAUUUGUGUUGUUAGUUACCAAUAUUAUAGUCUUUUACAAAGGAUGUAGAUCAACUUUUCUUUUUGGUGAGCCAACUGGUUUUGGUAAAGAAAAGCAUGGCCAUGUAAUGAACUUUCCAGAACACCACUUUGAGAAAGAAUAUUUUAACAAAGGGGCUCAUCCUGUGAUAGAAAACCUCAUGCCAAUGACUGUGCCAUUAACAGUUCAUUUUGUUUGGUGUAAUCAACGCCACUUUCAGUUUCAAAACUACCUUAGUGUUCUUGGUGCUUACAAGUUUCUGCAUCCGGUGGAAAUUUUGUUUCAUUACAGCUGGGAACCUGAAUUGGACAGUGUUGCGUAUUACCAGUUUUAUGCUGAUCUGCUCCGUGACAUUCCUGUUUUUUUUUCAAAGUCCUUAGAGGACACAGCCAUAUGCACCAGUGAAGUCGGUGUCAAAGUGACUCAUAUAGCAAGCUUACUGAACAAAUAUGGUGGAAUAUAUAUUGACAUUAAUACAAUUAUUUCUCAAAAUCUUAAUCCUCUUAGAGAAAAAAGGUUUUCUUACAUGGUAGAAAAAUCUUCCAGUAAAGAAACAAAACAUAUUUUGCUAAUGCUGAUGGGAAAAGACGUCAUAUCUUCUGAAGUAUCCAUUGAACAGCUCAUGUCAAACCCAAAUGUAUCUUGUACCUUGCCCAGUUCAUAUUCCAUGUCUCAUGAAGCAACAUUCUGUGUUCAUGUUGACCACGAAAUGUUCCCAGUUGACAUAUUUGAGCUCCAGACUGAUUUUGGACAGCUUGCUCGGUGGGUAGGUUAUGGUACCAAGUCUGUACUCCGUCCACAGCCUCACAAAAGUCCAGUGAUUCCAAACAUAGUGCACUAUGUCUGGUUGGGAAGUAACACUUUUAGCUUCUUCUCCUACUUAAGUUUGCUCAGCACUCUCCAUGUGUUAAAAGCAGAUGCAGUCUACAUUCAUGGUGACCAUUAUCCAACAGGAAAGUACUGGGACAAGAUGAAAGGUAACGAAAGAGUCGAGUUCAUCUUCAGAGAAGUGCCCUCCACCGUGUUUGGCCAUACUAUUGGUGCAAAGUUAUCCCAUGCCAGUGACUUCAUUAGAGUGGAUGUGCUGCUUCGAUAUGGUGGGAUCUACAUGGACUGGGAUGUCUUGUGGGUUAACUCUAUUCCAGAAAGCUUGAGGAAAUACGACUUUGUUGCAUGUGCCGACUGGCCGAGAACUGGAAGUUAUCCAGACGUGUUUAACAUGGGGUUGAUAGCCGCAAGUAACGAGUCCGUGUUCCUUCAGUAUUUCAUGGAAUCAUUUCGCCAUUAUAUUGACAGCCACUGGUCGUAUAAUGCUAUACACAUGCCGUACAAGGUGUAUGAAAAACAUCCCGAUCAGCUGUUCCACUACCGCCACUUUCAGGUGAUCUGCGCUGAAUUUAAAUGUCACCCUGUUUGGAUGGAUGGAUACAAAGACGAUGAUGUUAAUCAUCUGACGACUGCUCGGUUUGACUGGCGCAGGGACAUCCUUGCACUGCACUGGACGUAUCCCGAUCCUCCAGAGUUUGACAAUGAAGAAAUAUUAAGAUCCAGCCAUGGUAUGUUUUCAGAUAUUGGAAAAUACAUACUGGAAAAAGCUGGCAUAAAUUAAAUUAUUAGCACACGUUUUGUUAUUUUAAACAAUGUUUAUUCAAGUUUGUAUUAAGGUUGGGGAUUGACCACCAGACGAUGCCGGUAUUAAGGUCGCUCCCUAGCACACGCUGGUUUGCAAUUAAAGUAAUUAAGAAGAUUUUUUUUUAGCAUUUUGUAAUUAUUUGUUAUUUAUUCCCUCCAUACAUUUUAUAUACAUGAAGAAUUUAAUAUAGUAUAAUUUUUUUCUAGAAUUUAUGUACAUGUACAUUUUA